Messenger RNA from Alternaria rosae, 2178 nucleotides. RefSeq names its product amine oxidase. The coding region runs from base 98 to 1795 and encodes 565 amino acids. The transcript is spliced from 3 exons. The record is from RefSeq and is a predicted model, not a curated record. NCBI's taxonomy places the organism in Eukaryota, Fungi, Ascomycota, Dothideomycetes, Pleosporales, Pleosporaceae. Gene Ontology annotation, molecular function: oxidoreductase activity.
AACAUAAUUCUGGUCUACUCUAAAACGCGUCAUUUCGGGCCCCUUUAUCCUUUAUCAAUACAAUCGUCUUAUUCACUUUUGAUCGCACACCAUCAACAUGGGGAACAUUGGCAACGAGAAUGCAGUUCGCAGGGCUGACAUGGCGAUUGAUAGAACCACGCCUGAGAGUCAGACUCGAAUCUCGAAGGACCUGUCUACUUCGCCACAUAAUCACGGCUACAUGGAUGAGGCGAAUAUGAUCAGGAGAGCGGCGGGCAAGAUACCGCAUGUUUGCGUUGUCGGCGCUGGUGUCGCUGGACUAAGAUGUGCGGAUCUGCUGCUGAAACAGGGCGUUAAAGUGACAAUGUUGGAAGGACGGAAGCGGGUUGGUGGGAGAUUAUGUCAAAGCGAUGAGCUAGGCCAUAGGGUUGACCUUGGCCCGAACUGGAUACAUGGUACCGACGACAACCCUAUACUAGAUCUGGCCAAAGAAACCAAAACUACUACCAUGAACUGGGAUGGCCGCCAAUCAGUCUUCGACGGCCAGGGAAAUCACAUGUCAGACAAAGACGCGGCACAGAAUACGGAACAUGUCUGGACCAUCAUUGAGCGAGCUAUGAAGUUGUCGAACGAAACCUCGGCGACGAUACCCACGGACAAAAGUUUGUUUGACUACUUCCAAGAACAAGUCGUAGAAAUGUUUCCCAAUAACGACGAGGAAGCAAAGAAGCAACGGCAAACCAUACUCCAAAUGGCGGAGAUGUGGGGUGCUUUCGUAGGCUCGCCCGUUCAGAGGCAAAGCCUAAAGUUCUUCUGGCUCGAAGAGUGUAUCGACGGCGAGAAUCUCUUCGUUGCAUCUACAUACGACAAGGUACUGAAGAAAAUCGCUGAGCCGGCACUGAAGAACGCGACGAUCCUGUUUGAGCAUAAAGUGAAGCGGAUCGUAUCAGAAGGCAAAGCCGAGGAUACACGUGUCACUGUCGAAAUUCAAGGCCAACGAACCAUGACCUUUGACGAGGUCGUCAUGACGGCUCCACUGGGCUGGUUAAAGCGUAAUCCCGGAGCCUUCGUCCCAGAGUUACCGAAACAACUGACGGACGCUGUGGGAAGUCUAGGGUAUGGGCAUCUAGACAAGGUGUACAUCAGCUUUCCAAAGGCCUUCUGGAAUGAGUCCAUCACUAACGAUUCAACCUCGCCAUCCGCGUCCCGCGACCCCAGCAAACCAAACGUAACAGCAACAACGGCGCCCAUCCACCAAACGACAGACUCAUCAGUCAACCCAGCUCACUACCCAGGCUUCACACACUGGACACAUCCAACCUAUGCAUCUGAAACAAACCCCGAAUCCUGGGACCAAGAGGCCGUAAAUCUCGCCGCCCUGCCAGAAGGAACAGCCCACCCAACCCUCCUCUUCUACACCUUUGGCCCAACCAGCCUGCAUAUUGCACAACUCAUCGCCUCCAAUCCCGAAGUAAAGCACAAUACCCUCCUAAAUUCCUUCUUCGCACCCUACUACACCAAACUCCCCAACUACAACCCCAACGACCCCUCCUGCAUCCCUACAGCCAUCCUAGCAACAGCCUGGGCGAAUGACGAACUCGCCGGGUAUGGCUCCUACUGCAAUUUCCAGGUAGGGCUUGAGAAGGGUGACGAAGAUGUGGAGACGUUACGAAGAGGCUUGCCUGAACGCGGUGUUUGGUUGGCGGGAGAGCAUUGCGCGCCGUUUGUUGCAUUGGGGACGGUGACGGGGGCGUAUUGGAGUGGAGAGGGCGUCGCGAAACGCGUAUUGCAAGCUUAUGGACUUGAUGGGAAUUGAGAUAGUAUUGGACUAUGGCGGAUGGGCUUGCUUCAGGGUACUGUAACCACGCUUUCCCGGCUUGCUUGCGAUGGUCGUAAUGGAACAUCUUCUUUUACUCAAAGCUAUCAUCACUUUCCCGCAUACAACAGUACAGCUUCAACAACCACUGCGACCUCGGGAACCAAGUUCAGAUCCCAGUCUAUAUCAAAAUCGCAUUCUCUUUCACGAUCAUACGACGUUCUCACCCAAAGUGCGAAGUUUUCCCCGAACAAAAAUUAUGCCGGUGGGUCAUCUGCAUGAGUCGUCGCAAACCUCGCGCAUCGCGCAACAAUCCAACGCAUCACCAAAGAUCCUGAUUUAACUUCCGCUUCCGCAGGCAUUUCCAUCCCCACUAUCCCCAC